AUGUCACUUAAGUCAAUUUGCGUUUAUUUAUUAAAAUCGUUCUUAGUGCUGUUGUUUGCUCAGACGGGAUAUUGUAUAGAGCCGAUUUCGACUACUCUUUUAUUUGGGAUAUCAUCAGGCCUUGGAAUUAAAUACUUUGAUGUGAUUAAGGAAAAUACAUAUUGUCGAUACCGGGAAUGCUGCUCAGAUAACAUCAUUCCUUUUAACAUUGAAAAACUUCAAGAUAGCCUCGAAAAUCGUUUAUUUGGUCAACACAUAGUCAAAGAAAAACUUUUUCAAGCAGUAGCAUCUCAUUACAAGAAGAUUGAGAAAUCUCAAAAGCCUCUGGUUAUGUCGUUUCAUGGAUCACCAGGAACUGGAAAAAAUUUUGUAUCGAAUUUCAUAGCUGAAGCUGUUUUUGAGAAAGGACCUGAAAGCAAAUUCUAUCAUGUAUUUCAUGGCUCUCAGUAUAGUGACAGUGAUUUAAUAAAAGUAUAUAAAAAAGAUGUUAAAAAUAAGGUUCAAGAGGCUGUAAAGACAUGUCCAUAUUCAAUUAUAGUAUUCGAUGAAGUAGACAAAAUGCCUGAAGGAAUUUUCGACAGCAUCAAGAAUCUUUUAGAUCACCAUAAUAGUGUUAACGGUAUUAGCUACAGGAAAUCAAUCUUCAUUUUCCUUACAAACUAUGGGGCAGAGGAAAUAACUAAAACGCUUUUUCACUUAACAAACAGAGAACGACUAUACCGACAUGACACCAAACUUCAUCAUUUUGAGGAAAUCAACAGACUCGGUGUGUUCAAUGAACAAGGUGGACUCAAAGAUAGUCAUCUAAUUAAAUCAGCUGUUAUUGACUUUUAUCUCCCUUUCCUACCUCUUGAAGAAAGACACGUUACACAAUGCAUCAAAGCAGAAUUUGAGAGCUUCGGAAAGGAAUCAGUGACAAAAGAAGAGAUUGAGCAAAUAAAGAAUUACAUCAGCUUCUGUCCUGUAACUAAAUACUCUUACACCGGCUGUAAAACAAUACAUCCGAAGGUGAAAGCAGAAUGUUUGUAA
Messenger RNA from Clunio marinus, 1029 nucleotides. NCBI's taxonomy places the organism in Eukaryota, Metazoa, Arthropoda, Insecta, Diptera, Chironomidae. The record is from the annotation of a GenBank genome assembly.